UUGCCACCUGCUGUUGAGGGGGUUGUAGCAUCAGGCUAAUACUAGAAUUGGUUGCUACGAUUUUGGGAGACAUGGAAGACAGUUACAUAUUAACAGAUUAGCAGAAAAAAAAAGAUACUACCUUCACUGCGACUACGUUGUAUUAUUGUAAGAGCAAGCUGUAAGUGGGUGACAUGGCAACCGGAGGCGCUCCAUUUGAUGACAGUGCAGAAGAACUGCACAACUGGACAGCACCCAAUGGCAGUCUGGAAGACAGACUGAACAACAUGAACUGGGGGAUAGAGCAAAAGAAAGCUAACCGGUCUUCAGAGAAAAACAAGAAAAAGCUGUCUGCAGCAGUAGUGGAGACCCGUCUGACUAAUGAUAUUUCGCCAGAGUCCACCCCAGGUGCUGGCCGCAAGAGAGCUCGCACUCCUCAUUCCUUUCCCCAUAUCAAAUACACUACCCAAAUGUCUGUUCCUGACCAGGCUGAACUGGACAAGCUACGCCAGAGGAUCAAUUUCACAGAUCUGGAUGAGAGGAGCAUCGGCAGUGACUCCCAGGGCCGCGUCACGGCUGCCAACAACCAGCGGCAGAUAGCUGGAGAGAACAAGAAGCCUUACAACUACCUGCCUCUGCAUGUCAACACUAACAAAAGCAAAGAGCUGCUCCAUCUCUCAGCAUCUGCUCCAACUACCCCAGCUAUCACCAAGGAAAUGAAGAAGCAGAGCCCGGGACGCAGGGAAACAUUAGGUUCUGCGGUUCCUCACCAGGAAUCUCCAAGGAUGAGUCGCAGUGGCACAGAGAGAGGCCUUCUAAUGCAGAGAGAGUAUGGGAGACAAGAGGCGAGAAUAGACAGCAGCCAGGUGGUGAGCAUACUGGUUCAGAUUCGGGACUACAUCAGUAAGGCUAGUGCCAUGAGGGACGAUCUGGUGGAGAAGAAUGAUGUUCCUGCCAACGUUGAGCGUCUUUCUUACCUCAUUGACCACCUCAAGGAUCAGGAGAAGUCCUAUUUACGGUUCCUGCAGAAAGUUCUUGCCCAGGAGGGUGACUGUGAUGUCGGGACCCUUGACUCUGCAGUUGGCUCAGGGUCGUUGGCGGAAAGCUCUUCCUUUAACAUAGAAGUUCAAUCUUCAGAUGCUUCAAAUAUAACCGGCGACAGGACAGAAUCUGUGCGUGCUGACCAGAAGGAAGAGCUGGAGAAUCUGCGUAAGCAGCAUGAGCUGCUGAAGAAGAUGCUAGAGCAGCAGGAGCAGCUCAGAGCCCUGCAGGGACGACAGGAAGCACUCAUGGCCAUGCAGCAAAGUGCAGAACAAGCCCUCGCUGUGAUCGAAGACACAGUUGUGACAGAAACCACCGGCAGUGUUUCCGGGCUGAGCAUCACAUCAGAACUGAAUGAAGAGUUAAAUGAACUGAUUCAGCGUUUCCACAACCAGCUGCAUGAUUCUCAGCAGACUAAAACAGUACCAGACAACCGUCGUCAGGCACAGAGUCUUUCCCUCUCCGGUGAGGUGUCCUCGUCCUGGCCCCGGCCCGCACACGCAGUUGGUCCACCUCAACGCAGGCCGCUCCUUCACUCUGCUUCUGGCCCACACGCUGGUCUAGACAUGGAGGGAGCGUCUGCCAGUGCCAAACUCACUAAGUUACAAAAACUCCAAGACAAAAAGCAAACCAUGGACAAGAUUCUGCAAGAGUUGCAUUCACUCCGAGACCAGACCCUGAACAAUAACUCAUGUCGUGGUUUGUCAGCACAGUGCAGUCCAAGUAUAGGAGGAUCUUCAGAUUGCCCCUCAGCUCUCUGCUCAAAUGCAGCCUCAGCCUCCAGGUCCUUUCAGCCUUUAUUCACACAACAGGACGGCUCCGGUUCCUCUGACAAGCUGAGGAAACUAAAGGAGGUCCAUAAGCGCCUUAAUGAACUGAGGGAGUUGGUUCAGUACUAUGAGCAGACUUCUGAUAUGAUGGUCGACGCCGUCAAUGAGAAUGUAAAAGAGGCUGAUGAUGAUGAGGAGGAGGAAGAUGAGACAGAGGAUGGAUCCAUGUUUGAAACGGUGUUUGAGUUGGAGCAUGAGAAUCAGCAGCCUGCCGCAAAUAUCAGAAACCCACAGCGCAGCAGUAACUGGGCGGACUUGAACAGCCUGACCAAUGGGCGCACUGUCAGGAGUGGCGCAACAAACAACCAGGACGGAAGACUCAACACUGAGUGUGAAAUCAACAACCGAGCAGCAGCCAACCUCCGCAGCCUUAACGUCACCACGCCCAUAGAGUGCCAGUACAACAGGGACCUCCCCUAUGAUCAGGUGAAGGAUGAAGACGACGAUGAGGAUUGCAUUGAUAAUAACGAAGGGGCACAGGCCGCGCUUCCAGACAGCGUGUCAGAGUCUAGUCGAGGGAGCAGCUUUGGGAACAAUGCAGGUUUUCCUCCGAAGGCUCACCGCCGGACAACAAAGCAAAAACUGCGUCAGCUGCAGGAGCUGGUGGCCAUGGUUCAGAGUGAUGACACAGAUGGAACAACAGCUAAUGAUGAUGACGCUUUACAUCAGCAGCCAAAUAACACAAGAGCACCUGUGUGUGGGGCUUCAGGGACUGGAUCCAAACAGAGUCCCAGAGAUCUCGCUCUUUCUAGCAAGGCCAGAGAAAAGUUGUAUGAGGAGAAGUUACGUCAGCAGAAACAGGAGUUGAGGCAGCUCCAUGAAGAGCGACAGAGACUCAUUGAAAUCCAAGGCAAGAUCCAGGACUUGCAGUGGACCUGCCCUGACCAUCUGUCAUCUGUGUCCAGCACAGCCAGUCAGCAGGGUCUGCUAAGGAAGGCUCCAGUUGCAGUUUCCACCCCUAAUGUCAAAGCUUCUUCAUCUUUCGGAGCCAAAACCAACUUAGCCGUGCUCAAACCCACUGCUCCAGAGGCAGCUUCUUCUUCUGUUACUGACAAUGAGCUUUGGUCAGAAAUGCGUCGGGGACAGAUUUUACGCGAAGAUCUGAGACAGCGGCGAAAGCAUCUGGAGUCAUUGAUGGCUGAACAACAGAGACGUAAUGGUCUCUGUGACUCCCCCUGUCAGAUGGAAGACCAGGAGGGCAGUGCCACUCUUUCCCAGUCUGUCAACAGGGAUGAAAGAACAAUGGCCACAUGGGGUUCCAGCCCUUGCAUACUGGAUGAUGAUGAUGAUGAUGAGGACAAUGAGGAAGAGGGGGAUUAUCACUCAGAGAUAUGUGCUGAGGAGGAAGAGGAACAGGGAGAAUGUACAGAGAGCAGCUCUGAUGAUGACAUCCAUGUCUACACACCAAGCAUGAACCAGUGCUCCUACAGUAACAGAAAGAAUCAAGGAAGCAAUCUAAAGCCACCAGCAGCCUUUUCUGGUGGUAUUGAAGGACAUCUUCAUAAUGAGAUGAAGGUGAAACAACAGACUACAGGUCUGAACCAGUCUUCAAGCCAGCAUGGAGGUGUUCGUCGACAGGAGAACCUGCGCUGGGCCUCUGAGCUCUCCUUCGCUGAGGGCACAUGUCAGUGGCAGGAGCAGAUAAACCAACUCCAGAGACAGCUGGACUUCAGUACCAGCAUGUGCCAAACUCUCCUGCAGGACCAGCAGACACUGUCCUACAUGUUACAAACUCUGCUGACGGGUCAGUACAGCGUCUUACCCAACAAUGUGUCAUCACCUCAAGUCCACCUGGUGAUGCAUCAGCUGAACCAGUGCUACAUCCAGCUGGCUUGGCAGCAGAACAAUGUUCAAAGACUAAAACAGGUUCUGAAUGAUCUCAUUCGCCAGCAGCAGCAGUCCUCUUCCUCCUCAGCAGCAGGUUGGCAGACACAGAAACAGAGCUCAGCACAGGAAUCCGGUCCCGGACCCUCAGCCUCCCCUGGCAUCUUCCCUCCCUUUUCCCCUGCAAUGCAUCCUUCAGCUGUCAACAUGGCAAACUCUGCCUUAUCUCCGUUCUCUCCCAGCUUCAACUUGUAUCCGCCAUUCCCUGCUGCCAUGGAGGAUUUUUCUCAGGGUGCAGAAGAUCCUGCUUCACCUGGACAUCAAAAAAUGGAUCACAGUACAUUAAUCAAAACAGAGUACAUGGGGUUCCCCCCUCCACUGCAGCGCUCUCCUCUUAACACAGCUACAGAAAGAGGAUCAGCUGCAGGACCGAACACCUCCUACGCAAACAAUAUAACACGACAUCCCACAUCGAAAACAGAGCUGCGGGACUCUCCCUCUUCGUCCCCCACUUUUAACAAAUCCCAAUCGAGGCGGCAGGAGUUUGACAAGGCGUCACAGGAAAGUUUUUGCAGUAUUCCUGAUCCAGUUGAUCCCGUCACUGUCACAAAGACCUUUAAGACCGGUAAAAAGGCCUCUGCACAGGCCAAUUUGGCAUCUCGGAGCAAAACUCCCAAAAACAGACGCAGGAGGAACAAAGGGCACAAGAACAGCGAAGGCCAAGAUAGUGACAGCUAUAGCAGCGCUGCAGAGUUUGGCCAGGAGAGGCCAGCAUCAUCUCAUCAUAAAGACCAGAAUCAGAUUUUGUUGGACAAAUUGACUCAAGAAAAAUUGGACAGGAAGGCUAAGCUUGGAAACAAACGAAAUGACCUCUCCUCUGCUUAUGCUUGGAGAACACCCUUCCUCUCUAACAGAAUUGCAUGCACAGAAGCUCCAGAUGCAAGCAGUGACUUCUCCUUGUUUGAGGCUCUGCGAGAGACCAUUUACUCAGAGGUGGCUACUUUGAUAUCCCAGAACGAGUCGAGACCCCACUUUCUCAUUGAGCUCUUCCAUGAACUGCAGCUGCUCAACACAGACUAUUUACGCCAAAGAGCUCUCUAUUCCCUGCAGGACAUAGUGACCAAGCACCUGGCAGUGAGGCGUGCAGCAGAGGAUCAGUUGCCCCCUCUUGGCUCAGUUGUCUGGACAGCUGGCUCUCAGUCUGAGCUUACACCGAGCCAAAGUCUGGUCACCAGUGAUGAAGAGGUGUUGGAGAAGAACUUGAGGCAGGCACAGGACCUAAAGAGGAGAGAAGAUGCAGAAUCUGUUGAUAAUGACAGCAACAUGUCAACCUCCUCCAACCUGGAACCUUUUGCUAAUGAUGACCUUGGCAACACGGUGAUUCAUUUAGACAAAGCUCUGGCAAGGAUUAGGGAGUAUGAGCGCAUGAAGCUCAAAGCUGAGUUUAACCCUUGCAACGCCAGCACUGCAGGUGCAAGCAGGUCUGGAGUGACAAAUGCUAAAGGUGCUUCAGCUAACCCGGCUGAACCGGAGGAAGAAAGUGCAGCCAGUGGUGUGCACUGCCCCCAGAUUGACACCCAGCAGCUGGAUCGGCAGAUUAAAGCCAUCAUGACAGAAGUCAUUCCCUUCCUCAAGGAAAACAUGAAUGAGGUGUGUUCUCAUCAGCUGCUGACAUCUGUCCGCCGCAUGGUGCUGACUCUCAGCCAGCAACACGACGAAAGCAAGGAGUUUGUUCGCUUUUUCCACAAACAGCUGGGAGGCAUCCUGCAGGAAUCUCUUAGUAAAUUUGUGGGCCGUACUCUAAAGGACUGUGGGGAAGACCUGCUGGUGGAGAUUUCUGAGAUCCUCUUUAAUGAACUGGCCUUCUUUAAGCUGAUGCAGGAUCUGGACAACAGCAACACCGCCACCAAUCUGGAAGCAAAAUACAAAAAUAAGAAAAGAGCUUCACAGCCCUGUAAAAUGAAACGUAACCUAGAGGAGAAUGCAGAAGCUUGUGCUGUUAAAUCAGUUUCUCCAGCAUUUGCUGAUGAAGACAAGGAUCAUGAUGAAACAGAAAAGAAGGGAUCUGCUGCCCUCCAGGAGAAUUAUCUGCAGACAGAGGUGAGGAGCAGCGAAGCUUCAGAAGGUGAAGAGGAUGAGGAUGAAGGAUAUGGAAAAGGGGUACCUCUUUCAAUCAGUCUGUCUAAAGCAGAGACCCAGGCUCUGACGAACUAUGGGAGCGGCGAGGAUGAAAACGAUGAGGAGGAGAUGGAGGAGUUUGAAGCUGGACCAGUAGAUGUUCAAACAUCUCUGCAGGUUUCGGCUGACGGACAAGUAGAGCAGGAGAUCUGUGCUAGGGCAACAGCUAGCAGUGAAACGGAGGAGAAGAAUAAUGAGGUCAAUAACUCAGCUGAGACUUUGGAUUUCUCAGUUGAAGAACAUACUCUUGUGGAGCACCAGAACCCAGAGGAGGAGCGUGAAGUCGGGGCUUCUGCUGCAGAGGGAAGCUCUGAAACAUCUCAAGAUGUUCCCAAUGAGUCAAGCACCUCCACCAGCACCAGCCCCAACACAGACUCGCCUGUCCUUGUUAGUGUUGAUGAGAUUGGAUCAGGUAACACAAGUCAAAAGUCUGAUGAGGAAGACUUUGUCAAGGUGGAGGACUUGCCUCUGCAGCUUAAGGUGAUGUGUGAGGAGGAACUUCAGAAGAGAAUAGUGGAGGAGCAGCAGAAUAACAAUCUCUCUGUGGAGAUCCUGAACGGCAACGCUGAACUGCUGACUGGGCUGGUGGGAAGCGCUCAGGCGCUGAAGGAACCAGAGACCACUGAUGGCCAGAAUAUGUAAAGAAAGCCACAGAUGUCUCAAACCGCUGUUUUUAGUAAGAAAUCCUCCCACCCUGUGUUCAUCUAAUCUGCUCGUUUAAAGGAGCAACUCUGCAAGUUAGCUGUGAAUCUUAAAAGAAACUCAACACUAUAAGUUCAUUUUUAUUCUUUAAAAUUUACUGUAAUUUACUGAUGUUCUUUGUUGGGCUUAUCACAACCAGAUUAACCCUUGUUUGAACCUCUGUCCUAAUUCUGUUCAGAUUAGCCUUUUUCUUAGUUGUGGGAUUAGUUGGACGUGUUUUUUUAAUGUUUUAUUUGUUCUUGCCCGGCCCCGCUGUAGCUCAUCUUUUCACCAUAUUCAUAAUUAUAGAGAUGAUGAUUCACCUGGCUGCUGUUAAAAGAAAUAUAGUCUAUGUAAAAUUAAGUACACCCUCUUUAAAUUCUAGGGUCCUAUGUAUUUUGUAUGUUUCUAUGACUUUUUGGUGGUGUAUUUAAUUUUUGGCUACGUUUUCCAUUUUAAUGUCUUUUUUGGUUUUACAUAUGAGGUUAGAUUCAAAUAGUUUUAUUACCAGUAAAGACCAGAUGAUCUAUCAAAGCUCUAGAAUUGACAGAGUGUACUUUUUUUCUAAGUAUGACUGUAUAUAAGCGAAGGGGUAAAUAGACGGGCAUCGCUGUAGUUAGUUGAAGUAUUUCUGUUCACAAUAUGAUUCUUCUCAUCUUCAGACCUGUAACAUUUUUCAGCUUUUUUUGUCUGAUAAUAAACCAAAUGACUCAAGA
Girardinichthys multiradiatus is the source of this 7249-nucleotide messenger RNA. It is a transcript of the gene pcm1, whose product is annotated as pericentriolar material 1. Gene Ontology annotation, cellular component: centriolar satellite; centrosome; centriole. Gene Ontology annotation, biological process: protein localization to centrosome; centrosome cycle; microtubule anchoring at centrosome. The transcript is spliced from 40 exons. Lineage: Eukaryota; Metazoa; Chordata; Actinopteri; Cyprinodontiformes; Goodeidae. Bases 174 to 6494 code for a protein of 2106 amino acids. The record is from RefSeq and is a predicted model, not a curated record.